Molecule: messenger RNA, 1392 nt
Organism: Lachancea sp. 'fantastica'
Lineage: Eukaryota; Fungi; Ascomycota; Saccharomycetes; Saccharomycetales; Saccharomycetaceae
Source: the annotation of a GenBank genome assembly
AUGUUGCUUGCCAAAACCUCGUGUGCGGAAAUUCUGCAAGACCCCAGCAGACAGCCCAGGGUCAAGGCAUUGCAUCUGAAUAACCACAUUUCGGAAGUACAGGAACUCAAAUCCUCGUCUAGCCAUAACAAUGCCUUGAAUCACCCAAAAAAGCCUAGUUUGGCCAAUAUCCUAGCGGUCAGUCCGGACCCUGACGACAACAAAGUGACACAAACACCAAGGUCCCCAAGCUUCGACCAGCAUCGAACAGUCUCUCCACCGGCGCCCACAGAAGCCUUAGAAUCCAACUUGAUCCCAAGUCCAAUACGAGGACACCGUCACAACCACCAUCAGCAACAUGUCGCAAAAUUCGGGUUUCCUCCCUCAAAACAGCCCCGGAGCCGCAGCUACAAGAUCCCAAACCACGCCAGAAAGCAUUCCCUGGACUCCCUGAUGACCGCAGUCGAAGCUGUCGAAACUGCCCGGCCAAAACCAAAGCAGCAAAACAACAGCUCAGACUCAGAAUGGCAGGCCAGACUAACCCACAUUCUCAGGCUUAAAACUGAUAUUGUCCGCAGUCUGGAAAGCUGGUCCACAACUUCCGCACCGCUGAGUGCUUAUGGCCACAAUCAAUGUGCUUUCGACAGCCUUUCUUUUGAAGACAUUGGAGUGGUUAUCCAAAGAUCUGAAGAACUGGCCUCUGAAGCAAGAGCACUGCUUCAAUUGAAACACACCGGAGGCCAGGUCGGUAUUCGUCACGAAGAGCCCGCUAAUUACACCUACCAGUCCCAACACCCGACCUUGCUUCCUGGCUACAACACCAUAAUGGGCUCGUCCCAACGCUUUGAGAAUGGUGCUGUACCGAAAGCAGCGGCUGAGACCACGUUUACAUCGCCAAUAGUCACAAGCGGCAUGGUGCUAGUUAACGGAGCGGCUUACCACUCACCGACGUUUGGUGCAAGCGCCAAAAACAAUUCAACUACCACACCUGUAAACUCAAUCGUCAAGUCGGGCGAAGCACACAACGAUUCAGAUAUCACCAAGCCGUCCACAACAAGCACCCCGUCAAGGCCAACAACAUCCUCAACGACAAGUCCAUUGUUAGAUACGCCCCCAAAUGAAAGACCCGCUAACGCUAUUCGGGGUAUGGAAUGCGUCCAUUGUGCGAGCACAGAAACUCCAGAAUGGCGCAGAGGACCUUAUGGGAACAGAACAGUGUGCAAUGCCUGCGGCCUGUUCUACUGUAAGAUCGUCAAGAGGUUUGGCAUUCAAAAGGCUAACCUACUAAUGAGAUAUCGACGGCACACCUUACCGGAGGACCGCAGGGUUCCAUCGCACUUAUUCGUGCCAGAAUCUUUUGUGGAAAAGUUAGAAUCCGAUAGGUCGCUGGAUCAGAAUUUUAGUGUUCUGUGA